AUGGGUCGUAUGCACACUCCCGGCAAGGGCAUUUCGUCCUCUGCCUUACCAUACCGUCGUACUCCUCACUCAUGGGUCAAGACUUCUCCUGAAGAUGUCGUAGACCAAAUCUGCAAACUCGCAAAGAAGGGCAUGAGUCCAUCUGCCAUUGGUGUUCAACUGAGGGAUUCUCAAGGAAUUGCUCAAGUAAAAAGUGUCACUGGUAACAAGAUUCUUCGAAUCCUGAAAAAAGAAGGUCUUGCCCCAGAAAUUCCAGAAGACUUGUACCAUCUCAUCAAGAAGGCUGUCGCCGUCCGCAAGCACAUGGAACGUCAUCGCAAAGACUGUGACUCCAAGUUCCGUCUCAUUUUGAUUGAAUCCAGAAUCCACAGAUUGGCUCGAUACUACAAGACAGCCGGUCAGUUGGUACCAAACUGGAAGUACGAAUCGGCCACUGCAUCUACUCUCGUUGCAUAA
Synchytrium microbalum is the source of this 456-nucleotide messenger RNA. RefSeq lists its product as uncharacterized. Gene Ontology annotation, biological process: translation. Lineage: Eukaryota; Fungi; Chytridiomycota; Chytridiomycetes; Synchytriales; Synchytriaceae. The transcript is spliced from 3 exons. The record is from RefSeq and is a predicted model, not a curated record. Gene Ontology annotation, cellular component: ribosome; nucleolus; cytosolic small ribosomal subunit. The coding region runs from base 1 to 456 and encodes 151 amino acids. Gene Ontology annotation, molecular function: structural constituent of ribosome; small ribosomal subunit rRNA binding.